AUGAUCAGAGUUCUUAGGCCUCAGUGCUUUUUUCGGAGAUUGCACACAGUGGAUCCACUGAAUGUGAAACUACGAGAUACGUCGCAGUUUGUAAGGGUGAAGCCGGUGAGCAAGCUCCGCUCUAUAUCCUCUCCGGAUUUCAUUUCAUCUCCUAAUUCAAAGCUACAGUCGCUGAUAUGGCACAGACCUCUACAGAACGUUUUUGUCACCAAAAAGCCUUGGGCAGAUAAUACCCGACAAGCAAUGGUGGAGUUUAUCGCGCACUUGCACGACUCUUACCCUGAGAUCAAUGUUAUUGUUCAGCCAGAUGUCGCUGAGGAGAUCGCUCAGGACUUUGUUAAAAACCCUCAGUCCAACCCGGGGCAGCCGCAUAUCCUGUACACUGGUGAGAUGAAAGAUAUCGUGGAUAAGGUUGAUUUAUUAGUCACUCUCGGCGGAGACGGUACAAUUUUAAGAGCAGUGUCGCUGUUUGCUAGUAUGCAAGUUCCACCUGUCUUAGCGUUUUCUUUGGGUACGUUAGGCUUUUUGCUGCCGUUCAAUUUCAAGGAACACAAGAGGGUUUUCGAGGAGGUCUUGAAUUCGAGGGCUAAAUGUCUUCACCGCACUAGGCUAGAAUGCCAUGUUAUCCGUCGUGGAAGCAACGGCAAAGAAGGAAAGAGCGUUGCACACCACGCAAUGAAUGACAUCUUCCUGCACCGUGGUAAUUCGCCUCACCUCACCAACCUCGAUAUCUUCAUCGAUGGUGAAUACUUGACAAGAACCACAGCCGAUGGUGUCACCCUUGCAACCCCCACUGGCUCCACCGCAUACUCUUUGUCAGCAGGCGGUAGUAUCGUGUCGCCCCUUGUCCCUUCGAUCCUAUUAACCCCCAUAUGCCCACGUUCCCUGUCUUUUAGGCCUCUUCUGCUGCCUCACUCUUCGCACAUCAAAAUCAAAGUGGGCUGCAAGGCUUCUCAGGGUCCCGACAACAAACUUGUUCGGUUGUCCAUUGACGGAGUUCCUUUAGAAGACCUAAACGUAGGUGACGAAAUACACGUCGUCAACGAGGUCGGCACGAUAUACGUGAACGGCUCACAGCUGCCCAGCACGACCGACGCUGCCACCAUCAAAAGACGCGGCCAAGACAUCAAGAAUGCGGGUGUUUACUGUGUUGCAAAGACGGAAAAUGACUGGACCAGAGGCAUCAACGAGCUGUUGGGGUUCAAUUCUAGCUUCCGCUUCAUGUCCCAGCGGGAGAAGGAGGGCGAGAACAGUAAGUAG
Molecule: messenger RNA, 1260 nt
Organism: Lachancea thermotolerans CBS 6340
Lineage: Eukaryota; Fungi; Ascomycota; Saccharomycetes; Saccharomycetales; Saccharomycetaceae
Gene: POS5
Product: NADH kinase
Exons: 1
Coding region: 1-1260 (419 amino acids)
Biological process (GO): NADP+ biosynthetic process; NAD+ metabolic process
Molecular function (GO): NAD+ kinase activity
Source: RefSeq, a predicted model, not a curated record